GUCCUUCUCUAACCCCUUUCCCCUCGUCAUCCGCCCCCCCACCCCCCUCCUUGCGAAAGAGGAGAAAGCAGACCGAGACAGAACGAUUUUUAUACCCCCCGCAGCUCCGAUCUCAUUUCUUGAUUCCUGUCGAUCCCUUCGGAGCGGGAUCAAGAUGUCGUCCCCGAGCAAGCGCCGCGAGAUGGACCUGAUGAAACUGAUGAUGAGUGACUACAAGGUGGAGACGGUUAACGAUGGGAUACAAGAAUUCUUUGUGGAUUUCCAUGGCCCGAGCGAGAGUCUUUAUCAAGGAGGAGUGUGGAGGGUGAGGGUGGAACUGCCAGAUGCUUAUCCUUACAAAUCUCCAUCAAUUGGCUUUGUUAAUAAGAUAUAUCAUCCUAAUGUAGAUGAAAUGUCUGGUUCAGUUUGUUUGGAUGUCAUCAACCAAACUUGGAGUCCCAUGUUUGAUCUUGUCAAUGUAUUCGAAGUUUUCCUUCCACAACUUCUUUUAUAUCCAAAUCCUUCAGAUCCAUUGAACGGGGAGGCUGCAGCACUAAUGAUGCGUGAUCGACCUGCUUAUGAACAAAAAGUGAAAGAAUACUGUAAAAAAUAUGCAAAGCCUGAAGACAUAGGCGCUUCUCCUGAAGAUGAAUCAAGCGAGGAAGAGCUGAGUGAAGAUGAAUAUGAUUCUAGUGAUGAGCAAGUGGUGGGAAAACCUGACCCUUGACAUGCAUUAUCUUGUUUCAGAUACCCGCUGGAAAAUCAAACUCUUUCAUUUCUUGGUGCCAUUGUAAAUAAGCAUACUCAAAUCAUGAAUUUAUUUAUGGUUCAUUGCAUGAAUGGACUUUUAGUGGGACCAGGUGCUGGAGUGGAGCACUCCAUGUAGAUCCAAGACUUGGAUUUCAAGAUCACUCAUGCUCUGCCAUUCCCAUCCCCUUUUUAAAGUUAUCUCAAGUUGUUGUUGUUGUUUUCUAA
Molecule: messenger RNA, 954 nt
Organism: Musa acuminata subsp. malaccensis (wild Malaysian banana)
Lineage: Eukaryota; Viridiplantae; Streptophyta; Magnoliopsida; Zingiberales; Musaceae
Product: ubiquitin-conjugating enzyme E2 4
Biological process (GO): ubiquitin-dependent protein catabolic process; protein polyubiquitination
Cellular component (GO): nucleus
Molecular function (GO): ubiquitin conjugating enzyme activity
Source: RefSeq, a predicted model, not a curated record